AUGGUUGUCGAUGCGAAACCUGCAGAAAAAGCUCCAACGGAGCUAGGUCUACUCUGGAGAGAUGCAUUCCAAUGCUACAACGAUGCCGUUGGAAAAAAAGGCCUCAAACUCAGCCUAGACGGUAGUCAUCUCGUCACAAGCUUGGCCGAUGUCGUGGGUUCCGUCGACACGUCCAAAAAAUCAAUCGGCGAUCAGGUCGCUUCUUCUGCUGCUGCGUCCUUUCCUCCUGCUAGCGCGAUUUGGACCGUUGCAACAUAUGCCAUCAAAGCAUGCCAGGCUCAAUCCAAGGACUAUGACCAGUUGCUGAGCCUUAUCGGAGAAGCUGGAUCCUUCUUAAAGACACUCCAGAUUAUCGAGGAAAAAUUUCCCGACUGCGACUCUUAUGCGGAUUGUGUCACAGAGGCAUUAACCUCCCUCAUGGUCGUCUUUGCUAUUCAGACCAGGUACAUGUGGGAAGGAAGGCCGUUAAGAUUCUUGCAUAACCUCGUCGGAGGAGGCGGCGACGCCAAACUUAGCGCAGCUUACGGCGAUGUUACCACUGCCAUCUCUCGUCUGAGUCGCGCAAACGGCUUGGUGGCUGUGAAAAACACCGAGGAAAUUAAGGCAUUGAUAGGAAGUCUCGGCCAGAACAUCGACUUUGUCUAUGAGGAAAUGGUUGUCUACUUUAGAGACCAAGGCCAACGGAUUGAGGCUGGAUUCGACCUCCAGGAAAUGAAUUUCAAGCGUCAGAGCGCCUCACUGGCUAGCAUUCAACGCAGCAUCAGAGAGUUGAGAAGCCAGUUGGAUCAGGACACGAACGCCGAGGAGGCUGCGCAGUCCGCGGCAGACGCUGUCACUGGGAAAUCGGGGGCGUUGAAUAUCGUAAAGCAGUUUUUCGGGUCACCUCCAAGCCCCUCGGCCAAAUUCAAAGAGCUGCGUCGGUCGUUCGUACCCGGCACGGACUCUUGGCUCUAUGAGCAAAAGGAGUACCAAGAAUGGCAGGAUGGUGAGACAAAUUUCCUCUGGAUUACCGGGAAGCCAGGAUUGGGUAAGACUCAUCUGGCCUACUCAAUCGUCGAAUCACUCCGAGCCAAGUCGAGCAACGACCCUCAGGCCUCAGUCGCAUAUUACUUCUUCCAGGAAGCAAACGAACCGUUCAGGUCCGGCAAGUCUGCUCUCAGGUCAAUCGGUCUGCAAAUCGCCACCCAAAACCACAAGCUCCGUGAGACCCUUGCGAGCGGAGUGGACGACACGUGUUGCGCGACGUGGAACCUUUUCAACAUCUGGCAGUGGACAAUCGACCGACUGUACAAAGAGGAGUCGAACGAACAACUCUUCCUCGUCAUUGAUAGCAUUGAGCAAGCAAAUUACGACCAGGCCAACGAGCUCCUUGCUUACAUGAAAAUGGCCGUCGACGAGCAGCGGAAGAUUAAGGUUGUUUUCACCGGCAAUGACUCCGAGUUAUUGUCAACAUGGCGCAAGUAUCGUGUCAACAAACAUCUUGCUACUAUUUCUAUAGAUCCAACUGCUGCCAGGGCUGGGAUGCAGAGGUUGCUUGACUCUAGGUUCGAGUCGCUUCCUCGAUUGUCCAGAUUCAGUGACCAUGUGAAGGCAGAAGUUGCCAAAGUGAUGACAGACGGAAAAUAUGGGCUUCAAUACACCGACAGGAUUUUGCAAUACCUUGAUUCCAAGGGCCUUGAGCGUCCAGCCAUGAAAGCUCUCGACGAACUUCCAGAAGACCUUCCUAGUUUCUACAACAAUUUGCUAGCUACAUGCUCAGAGAACUUGAAAGAGCAAGAGCGGCCAUUGCUGAAGCUCAUAUUCGCGUGGAUAGCUUUCGCAGAGCGCCCACUGACCCUCGAGGAGGCCUACAGCUUGCUGAAGUUGAAGUUCAGAAAGUUGAUUGAUCUCGAGGCGGAAAUAGCAGGAAGAUGUUCUAGUAUCUUGGAUAUGUCCAGCACUCUCAUCUGGGAGGAUCGCGUACAAAAGAAGCCAGAAAAAGAAGUGAAGAGUGACUCCAACAUAGAGGGCUGGGCCGACGACCGAGCCGACAGGGUCAAGCAUCGCGACAAGUUCCAACCGGACAGCUCACUUCUUGUUCAUUUCCAAGAGAACACACUUCGUGAAUACAUGCGCUCAGGGGACGUCCCUAAUAACACUGUACAGACGUCACCUCUCCUUUCCCAUGUCGAUAUCUUCACCACUUGCACAGAGGUGCUCUGCAGCUGUGAAGAACAGGGAGAACUGGAGAGCGCUGAUCCAAGGCGAACACUCCAGAAGUACGCGGCGAGUUACUGGAUGGCUCAUUUCAAAGAGAUUCUCGAUAUUGCCACAUCUAAACUGUUACAGCACGACGCAGGAACCUGUUACGAUGACUUCGAUGAAGGAUUGCCUUACUGCAUCAAACUCUGGGCGCAAAAGGCCCUUGAGUGCUCGCAAAAUCUGCUAUCGGACGAAGUGAGGCGCUGGGCGCAGAGAGCGGUUGAAAAUCCAGCCGAAGUUUUACAGCCCCUUGCCCGCAACCAUCGCGAGAUUGAUGUAGGUCCUCCUCCACCUGACGAAGCAGGCGAAGAGGACCCAAGCUACUGGUUCUACAAGGAAAAUGAAGCCGAAGCCAAUGAGGCUGGAGGCGGAGAAGAGGAUGAUGACGACUCUUCAGAGGAAGAAGAAACAAAUACCUGCGAGCAAAUCGCGCAACUAGUUCUUGCUUUCCAAGACGUCGAAGUCGGGCCGUCUGGCCACAGGGCCAUUGGCUUGGUGCUCCUUUCUGACUGGCCAGUUUACGCUCUAGAUUCCUUCAACGAGAGCCUGAAAAUUUGUGAAACUGACAUCGACAAAUUUGCGACGCUCAUUACGAGGGCCAAAUGCCUCUACGACUUUACGGAUCAAGACGAAGAUGCUUAUGAUGAGGUAUGCAAGGCACUCGCACUCGACCGCUCCGGCCUGGACAAAAAGUAUGAUGACCUGCUUCACACCGCGCUUAUUGUGCGGGCUGCCUACGAGGGCGAUUAUAACAUGCUCGAAGCCGCCGUCAAGUCGUUGGAGGAUGCCAUGACAGUGUACUCUGGAGAUCGGGGAAAGACGGCUCAAGAUUUCAGCAUGUUGCUUCGCGCUCUUGACAAGCUCGGCCGGCACGAGGACAUCCUCGCCAGCAUUGUGACAUGGGGUCCGAUACGACUCGCCGUGACUUCUGAGGACUGGGAUGAGGUGAACUGGUGGUACCAGAAAGCGGCCAAGCAGACGGGACAGGAGCAGGUCAUGAUGACGACGUACGAACUCUUGUAUGCACUUGGCUGUCGCCGCAGUAUGGGCGAUAUGGCCAAGGCCAAGAGCUUGCUGUAUGAGAUCCUGGACGCAGAAAGUUGCAUCGAUCCGGCCACAGACGCCAUCUCGGAGGAAAUUCCUUACCUCGCGCGCCGCGAGCUCGCCGAAAUCAUCUACGAAGAAUUUCUCCAAGCGACGAGCUCUGCACAAAUGCGCGCCUCACUUUCCGAAGUUGAAGGCCUUGGGACUCGGAAACUCGGAAACGCCCAUCUAUUGGGCGACACGCAGUCGAAUUAUUUGAAGAGGCCUGAAGCCACCAUCCUCGCGAGAAUGUACCGUCGCUUCGGGCCACUGGACAAGUUCGAAGAGACGUUGACGGAGGCAUUCAACAACUGCGUGGCGAGCCUCAACGACGAGAACCCUUGGAAUGAUUCAGAUACCUUGCGUGAGCUGUGCAAUGUGCUUGCUUGUCUCCCGGGCCUGCAGAGCGAAGCCGCGAUUGCACUGAGUGCACAGUUCUAUCAUCUGGACAAGGAGCUGAUGAUGAAGAAUCUGGAUCUCCUUGCGAGGCUAAAUCACAACGAUGAGGGGAUUAACUUGACGGGUGGGAGCGAUGGAGAGUGGGAGGACACUGAUGAUGAUGAUGAAGCGGCGCAAGACAAAGAUGAAGAUGAAGACGGCCAUGCUACCGAUGCCACCCCUGAACAUCUCGACAAAGAGCCCACAGUGCGAGGGAAGAAGGGCUGGAUCCGCGCUAUCGUCGAGUUUGAUGACAAUGACGAGUUUGACACCACCGGCCACCGCGGCAUCCGCUGUGGUGGAUAUUGCCUGGAUAAUCCUGGCGAUAUUACGAGCUGGAAUCAGACGGCAAUGUAUCGUUGUGUCGUUUGUGCGAACUGUGAUUGGUGUGAGACCUGCUAUGUGAAGCGCGUCGCCAGUGACAAUGCUAGUGGGGGAAAAUGGCGAGCGUAUUGCAGUACCGGGCAUGAAUUCAUUCGCGGACCGGCGGAAGGAUGGAUGGGAAUUAAAGAUGGCAAGAUUGAAAUAAAGUACAAAGAGCCAGAAGAGUUUCGGGAGUGGUUGGGACGCUUAGAGAGGGAGAAAUGGCCGAGGGCUUGGGAGGAGUUUUGGAGGGGAUAAUGUGUUAAGCGGCAUGAUUUUAAUAGCCAAGCCGAAGAUUCAACAUCGAGGCAGGGAGUUCGUAAG
Messenger RNA from Ilyonectria robusta, 4449 nucleotides. RefSeq lists its product as uncharacterized. NCBI's taxonomy places the organism in Eukaryota, Fungi, Ascomycota, Sordariomycetes, Hypocreales, Nectriaceae. The transcript is spliced from 7 exons. The record is from RefSeq and is a predicted model, not a curated record. The coding region runs from base 1 to 4383 and encodes 1460 amino acids.